Molecule: messenger RNA, 1400 nt
Organism: Equus quagga
Lineage: Eukaryota; Metazoa; Chordata; Mammalia; Perissodactyla; Equidae
Product: deleted in malignant brain tumors 1 protein-like
Exons: 9
Cellular component (GO): membrane
Source: RefSeq, a predicted model, not a curated record
GCUGGUGAUGGAGGCGACCGCUGUCAGGGCCGGGUGGAGGUCCUGGACCAAAGCUACUGGGGCACCGUGUGUGAUGACAGCUGGGACGCCCAGGACACAGAUGUCGUCUGUCAGCAGCUCGGCUGUGGCCAUUCAGUGUCAGCCCUGGGCGGGGCCCACUUUGGUCAGGGCUCAGGGAAUAUUCUCCUGGGUGCAGUGUACCGCUCGGGAUGGGAGCCUUACCUGUCAAGCUGCCCCCACAGCAGGUGGUACAACCAUGAAUGUGGCCACAGGGAAGAUGCUGGAGUCGUGUGCUCAGUUUCCUUGAUUUCCACGGAGGCACCACCGACAGCUGCUGUGGAAGGGACUACUAUAACAAGCACUGAGACUCCGGCUGCAGUCGGAAAUGGAUAGUUUCAUAUGCGGACCGAAUCGGGUUCGGACCUGAGGCUGGUGAACGGAGGUGACCCGUGUCAGGGCCGGGUGGAGGUCCUGUACCGAAGCUGGUGGGGCACUGUGUGUGAUGACGACUGGGACAACAAUGAUGCCAACGUGGUGUGCAGGCAGCUGGACUGUGGCCGGGCCAUGUCGGCCCCGGGAAGUGCCCACUUCGGUGAGGGCUCAGGGUAUAUUUUUCUGGACGACGUGCGCUGCUCAGGAUACAAGUCCAACCUGUGGAGCCGUGCCCACAACGACUGGAACAGCCACAACUGUGGUCACCACGAGGAUGCCGGUGUCAUCUGUUCGGUGGCCCUCACAGGGUACUUCUCCCUAUUUGGGCCUCCUGAGACCCCAGCUGCACAUGUGGAAUGUGCCUUAGGCCCAGGUCCUCAAGCCAGACACAGAGGAGGUGUUCUUGUGCUCCCCCUAGGGACCGAAUCAGGUUUGGCCCUGAGGCUGGUGAACGGAGGUGACCGGUGUCAGGGCCGGGUGGAGGUCCUGUACCGAGGCUCGUGGGGCACCGUGUGCGACGACGACUGGGACACCAACGAUGCCAACGUGGUGUGCCGGCAGCUGGGCUGUGGCUGGGCCACGUCAGCCCCAGGAAGUGCCCACUUCGGUCAGGGCUCGGGGCCAAUUGUCCUGGACGACGUGCGCUGCUCAGGCCACGAGUCCUACCUGUGGAGCUGCGCCCACAACGGCUGGAACAGCCACAACUGUGGUCACGACGAGGAUGCCGGUGUCGUCUGCUCAGCUGUUCAGCCCCCAACCACAGCCCUGCCGACCCCCUGGCCCAUAACAACCUGAGAUGUGGCAUCGCCAUUGGGACCCUCUUCAAAUUGUGGUGGCUUCUUAUUCCAUGCCAGUGGGACAUUUUCCAGCCCGUCCUAUCCUGGAUAUUACCCCAACAACGCGGAGUGUGUCUGGGAGAUAGACGUGAACUCUAGCUAUCGCAUAAACCUGGGCUUCAACCAUCUGCA